AUGGCCCUUCUGAACUUUCUUCUGGCCCGCAAGAGGUUGCCUGCAAAUAUAGGCAAGCUAACACGCUUCAAGAGGAAGUAUCCUGCGAAGAAUUCGUGCGGCCAUAACUUCUGCAUGCAUUGCAUCCAAGGCUGCUGGGAUCGUGACGAGAGGAAGAACCGUCCCUGCGGGUGUCCUACAUGUCGGCAUAAGUUUCCCUCCAGACUCCAAAUGAUCAAGAACACAACUCUAGCUGCCAUGAUGAGGGACACAGAGAGACGGGAUGCUGAGAGGAGACAUUCAGGAGCGGCCAUGCACGCCCUGAAGAGACCCUGGAGCCGUACAGAAACAGGAGCACCAUCGGGAAGCACUUUGUGUGCGAGGCACGGCAACCCCCUGGAUAUUUACUGCUGCACGGAGGGGCACAUCAUAUGUGCCAUGUGUGCGUCAGCUGAGCACAAGGGGCACACCUUUGGGUCGGUGGUGGAGGAAAGGAGGAGGAAGCAGGAGGAGCUGAAGAACGUGCAAACUAAAUCCAAGCAGAAUCUCAAGAAACAGGAAAAUAAAUUAAAGAACAUGGGGAAGACUUUCAAACAGAUUCAGGAGGAGGUGAGAGAAUCACAGGACUACUGUGAAAGCGUCUUGGUCGGCAUCAUUGACUCCCUCCAGAGACAUUACAUGUCAGUGAGGGAGAUGAUCAGAGGCCACGAGGAGGAGGCAGCAGCUCAGCUUCAGAGCUCCCUGCAGACUCUGCAGGUGAAGCUGGAGGAACUGAAGAAGAGAAAUGUUGAGCUGGAUCAACUGGCACAGACUGACAGCGAUGUCUAUUUCUUGCAGAGAUGGCCUUCUCUGUGGUCCCUCUGUGAAAAAGAUCUCCAUCCUCUGCAGGAGGUUUCAGAGGAUCCCCUUCUCCCCUUCGAGUUAAUAAAGAGAGCCGUCAAACAGCUCGGGAAGCAACUCAAGGAAUCUUGUGACAAAGAAUUUGCUUCAAUCUCUCAAGCUCUCAUUGUAGCUGACGGUGGACAGCAGCAGGAAUCAGAUAGUGAGACGGAGGGAGACAACAUGCAGCAAAGAUGUGAAGCCAGUAUCCCACAGUCCCAUGGUCUCUAUGGAGUUAACGACACUCUGACUGAACAGAACGUGGAGCCUAAAACUCGAGCAGACUUCCUGCAGUACGCUUGUGUCCUCAGCCUGGACCCCACCACAGCCCAUGAGGACAUGGCUUUUUCUGCCGGAAACAAAGAGGUGAGGCUGAGCCCUCUCAAGUGUAAGAGCCCGGCUAUUCGUUACCCGGAAAGGUUCAUCCACCGACGGCAGGUGCUGUGCAGGGAGGGGCUGCAGGCCGAGCGCUGCUACUAUGAGAUAGAGGUGGAAGGAGGUAAGGCUGAGAUUGCUCUCGCCUACAAACGGAUGAACAGGAAAUCUCGCACCAAACUGUCGGCUUUUGGGGGCAAUGCAUAUUCCUGGAGUCUUGAUCGCUCCACAAGCUACUCUGUGAGCCACAGAGCUGACAGCAUCCAGCUCACAACAUACCCGAGUCAUCACAGGCUCGGCGUUUAUAUGAAGUUUAAAGAGGGAACUCUGUCAUUCUACGAGGUGUCGGACAGUAUGAAGUUUCUUUACAAGCUUGAAGCUGAGUUCACAGAGCCUCUGUAUCCGGGCUUCUGGCUGGGGGAGAAAUGUUGCAUCAGGAUCUGUGAUUUGAGACAACCUGAGAGAAGUAGAAAUGGAUCGAGUUAGCCCGCUACAGCGGUCACAGUUCUUUGCAAUGGCAACAGUACGCAUACAAAAGGGCAUCCCUCUGACUAUCCUGCUAUGUUGAUUUAAAUGAAAAUGUCCGUUUUAAUCUCAUUCUUUUAUUCAUAACCAUGACUGAAUCAUGUGUUCUUCUUUUUAAUGUUUUCUGAAGCUUGGUUGUCUUCCACAUGUGGGGUUGUCUAAUAUAAAGAAGCUAAACAAUAGUCUUCAUUAUGUUGUAUUACAUUUCUUCUAGUGAAUACUCUGCCUUGUAAUAUGAUAUGAAACCAUAUAAUAAGUAGUAUAAUAAUAUUAAUAUCUAUCUAAUGUUAGAAACAUGAAAGCAACAUGUGUGAGAUUUAUAGACCUGCCAAAGAGCCAGAGACGCUCGUAAGCCUGGUGAAAUAUGAAAGAAACCCCAAAGAUGCUAGUGUCGGCAAAAAACCCAAGAUCAUCCCACAUGUGAGACCUUUAUAAAAGAGCUGACAAGAAAGUUGAGGGUAUUUGAGUUAGAAGAAGUCCUGACUCUUAUUCUGGCCCAGACUUGAACUUCUUUCCUCCGACAAUUACACAGCAGAUCCCUUUGAGCCUUCUGGAGCCACAGUAUGUGUUCGGUAUAGCAAAAGGGACAAAAUGACGCAUUUGUGUUCACUGGAAGGAACAGAAAUAUGGUGGAAAGGGAAACCAUUGAACCACAUAUCCAUCCUCAUACACAAUAUCCUUGUGUCUUUAUGCCUCCGUGUGGCGACAGCCCGUCAUAUUUUUGGGUUGUCUGUAUCAUUGUCGUGAACGCGAUAUCACAGAAACACCUUCAGGGGAAAAAAACUUUGAUUUAAGAAUUAAAUGAUUCAACUCGAACAACCGAGGCAUACAACUGUAAGGCGGUAAUUCUAUAUUAUUGUGAAAUCACUUUGAAUUUAAACUUUCUCAGAUAGAUGAGGGGCCCCCUUGGGUUUCCCUGGGACCUCUGCAGGUGCCAACUCCACAUUUAGGGAACCACUGUCUUAAAGUUCAGCUAAAGUAGCUUCAUCUUGAUACAUCAAACUCAACUGAACUUAUGAAAUAAAUGUAAUUCAAAUAAACCUAUAUUAUUUUCAUGUCAUGUCUAAUCAUAUCUGCACAGUCUGAGCCUAUUAUACUGUUCAAUGUUGUUACUGUACAUAUAACCAAAUGUAUAUGCUGUUCAUACCAUUACUGUUUGCAUAUCCAAUCUGCAUGUGCACUCUGUUACAAAUGUAUAGUAGUUUAUAGCGUCACUCAAUGCACUCUGUAUAUAAUAUAUCACAUUGUACACUUCUGGUUAGACACUAACUGCAUUUCAUUGGCUUGUACCUGUACUCUGCCAAUGACAAUGAAGUUGAAUCUAAUCUAAUUUAAAUGUAAAGUUGCUUUUAUUCUGAAAAUAAUCAGUAGCAGGGUGACGUGGGUAACUGAUUAUAUUUAUCUUUAUUUAAUUCUGUAUCAUUUUCAAUAAGAAACAGACGAUAUACAUCCCCAAUGGAAGAAAAGGUCCAGAAAUCCGACAGCAGCUUGUCCACUCUUUUUUAUUAAUAUUUUUGGUGAUGUUCACAAUUUUCUUUUUACAAUAAUUUUCAGUAUCAUACAAUCAUAAUAUGACUGAGGAGAGAGAGAGAAGCUGUAAAGGGACAUUUAUAAACGUGUCUCCUCUACAGACAGUGCUUACAACGUGUGCUCAAUAAGGCCCUGCACCAACAGGUAAUAAGAAGGAAUCUACACACCUACAGUAUAUAGUAAAACACACACACACACACACACACGCAUUCAUUAAAUGUACACACACACACACACACACACACACACACACACACUCCAGCACUUGUAAGGAAGUCGUAUCUUCCCUUUGGCUGUAAGAGGGCAGGUCCUAAUCAUUGCUAACUGACACUUAUGUGUCAAACUUAAUUAUUCUGCAGUUAAUAACUUCAUAUUGCUUUUACACUAUGAGGACAACAAAACAAAUGCUAACUUUUUUUUGCAGUCCUAGUGAAAAAAGUGCAUUAAUCACAUUCAUUAUUACUUUAUGUUGCAUUUACUGCUAUAACAGUUACUUUUUAAGACAUUGAUAUACUUCACAAAAUCUAUCUUCAGAAUAGUUUGAUGACAGAAGAUUAUUUACAGACUUGAACAACAGAGGUAUCUCUACAUGAUGCACUCAGCAGGAACUGAGUGCCUGGCUCACACGGACUAAAACAAGACAAGAGAUAAAACAAGACCUAAAGUUUAGAGCCACACUAGCAGUCCAUCAAGACAGCGAUGCUCUCUACACACACAAAUUAAUUGUUGAAUAGAUGAAAAAUGAAGAGACAAAUCUACC
Messenger RNA from Cottoperca gobio, 4048 nucleotides. RefSeq names its product tripartite motif-containing protein 16-like. The record is from RefSeq and is a predicted model, not a curated record. NCBI's taxonomy places the organism in Eukaryota, Metazoa, Chordata, Actinopteri, Perciformes, Bovichtidae. The coding region runs from base 1 to 1719 and encodes 572 amino acids. Gene Ontology annotation, molecular function: protein binding; zinc ion binding. The transcript has 8 exons.